GUAGUCCUCGUCCUAUUUGUUAUAGGUAUGCAUAAAUACAAGUCUUGCAUCGUAUCCGAGCACGCACUGAGGUCCUCGUCCUAUUUGUUAUAGUCCGACGACGCGUGCUCUAGCCACAUUUCUUUUCGCCUCCGCCAAUAGCCCAUCGCCGUCGCUAUGACAAGUUCGUCCCUUGCCGACUUCAGCUCAGCUUUUGAGAAGCUUGAUGCUACUGGGAGGAACUGGACCACUUUCCGCCAACGCUUCCAGAUUGCCGUGCGCCAGAAGGAAGCAUGGGGCCAUCUCGAUGGGACAUCGACACGCCCGGUACCUGCUGAUGAAGUGAACGUGGAGCCAGCGGAACAGGUAGCCAUUGCAGCCUUCACGAAACACGCCCGGAAGGAGACCGCUGCCGCGAUUUGGGCCGCAAUCGUCCAGGAAUUCGCACAGAAGUCCAUGCUGUUGCGUGCGAACCUGCGCACGCAGUUCCUGACUAUGCGCGCAAUGUCCGGUGCAAACCUCCACACCGAACUUGAUCGCCUGCGCGUGAAGUACGAGGAGCUGCUGAGGAGCUUUCAACCUUCGUUUCGCAAGUCUCUGCCACUACGAAGCUUGCCCGUCGCUUCCAGGUUGUGCCACCUACUCCACUCCCGCCAAAUGUGCCAACCGAGGAAGUGCCGGCUCUUGAUGCGGAAGCGCUCAUGGAGAUCGCUCUCGAAGAGUGGGACCGUCGGCACAGUGGCAAGCCCAAGCCUAAGCCGAAGGACGCAGGAGUCGCAGUGAGUGUGAUCUCGUCCGAGAAGCCGAAGGUGAAGGGUCGCCGUGGUCCGCAGAAACCUGUUGGUGUAUGCUGGAACUGUG
Messenger RNA from Postia placenta MAD-698-R-SB12, 840 nucleotides. RefSeq lists its product as hypothetical. The record is from RefSeq and is a predicted model, not a curated record. The transcript is spliced from 4 exons. Lineage: Eukaryota; Fungi; Basidiomycota; Agaricomycetes; Polyporales; Adustoporiaceae. Bases 157 to 762 code for a protein of 201 amino acids.